UUGACCAGGAUUAUAAAAACAUUUCAUUGGCCGACAUAACCAAAAAAAUAAGAACGUUCUUUGAAUUAAGUUCCUUGAUGACACCUAUAAAUACAAACAGUUGGAGACACCAAAAUCCUCAUUCAAAGCAACCCAUAAUUAAUAUUCUUAUUCUUAUUGUAAUCAACAUAUACACUCUUUCCAUUUUUGUAUUUCAGGAAGCUAAGGAAACAAUGGCAUCAGAAGAAGCAGCCCAAAACGUGGCCCAAUUGACUGAUAAAGAGAAAUCAACGAUCAGUGAAAUGAUGAAGGCUGCACAAACAUUGUUGAACAAUAGCAACAUUGACAACACUGAAAGGCAGCUUGCUACACUUUCUGGUGGUAUCAAGAAUUGCCAAGAUAGACCCAUUUUGUUAAACAAAACACUUGACGGGUUCGGAUCUUUCGUUUCGGAUCCUAGUGAGAGUAUUGGUGGGUUUGAUGAUGGUGGGUUUGUGCAUAGAGCACCUUCAUUUAAUAUCCCACAUUUGCCAGGAGGUGGUGGAGGCCCAGGCCCAGUUAUUAUUGGAUGCAAGGCUGCAGUUGUUUAUGGUACUAUGGAUAAGGCUUUGCCCCAACUUGGAUGGCUCUUGGCUUGGUUUAAGCCCCAAAAUUCUGAUCAGAAUAAGGUUUACGUGGAGGCUGGGUUGUUAGAAGAGCUUAUGAAAAAGGAAUGGAGUGAAAUUGAUGCCAAACUGAAUGCAUCCGGCAGUGUAAGUAGCUACGUAGACAGCAGCACCGGUGCCGUAGCAGCCGCACAAAUUGAGGACCAAGCCCACAAUUUGGCUUUGCUUGGUGCUACUUUUUCAACUUUAAUUUAAUUUGAAUAUAUAUAAGGCUUUUCUUUGAUGGAUCUAAUUAAUACUUCACAAUUUAUGUAUCGUACUAUCAUAUCAUUACACAGUCUACUAAUUUAUAAA
Amaranthus tricolor (Joseph's coat) is the source of this 938-nucleotide messenger RNA. Its product is annotated as jasmonate-induced protein homolog. Lineage: Eukaryota; Viridiplantae; Streptophyta; Magnoliopsida; Caryophyllales; Amaranthaceae. The transcript is spliced from 3 exons. The coding region runs from base 78 to 839 and encodes 253 amino acids. The record is from RefSeq and is a predicted model, not a curated record.